GUGUGUGUGUGUGGUGGGUGGCUGACAGCUGGGCUCGCCUGCGCUCCAGCUCCACUCAGCUAAGAAGCUUCAUCCCCAAAUAGGAUGACCGUCGGCGGCUGUCGUGGACGAGCCUGUGCGCACCUCAGUGACCGUCGCCACAACCGGGACUCCCGUUUCACUAUUCCCGUGGGACACUUUUAGAGCAUCCUCAUUACAUCGGCGUGUCUUUCCCCCCUUUUCUUUCUCGUUUUCUAGUGCGGAUUUCGAGAUGGAUAUUCCGAUUUGAGCGCCGCGCGCACACACACACAAAAAGAAGAGACGCGCAAGAGAAAAGUAGCGCUCGUAUUGUUGUGAGUCGUUGCGUUAAGAAUCACAUUUUAUGGAUUACUAAUAGACAAGAGUCGAGCAACCGCUACCAGAUCUGUCCAUUCAUGAGCUGAAGGCUGAGGUACAUCUGCACCAGAGGACCAGCAGCAGCGGCAGCAGCAGCAGCUGCACAGUGGUGCAACCAUGAGGUCAGAGGCCUUCCUCCUCUACUUCAUGCUACUGCACAUUGCUGGAGCCGGCUUCCCAGAAGACAGCGAGCCUAUAAGCAUCUCUCACGGCAACUAUACAAAGCAGUACCCGGCUUUUGUAGGCCACAAGCCCGGCAGGAACAACACGCAGCGCCACAAACUGGACAUCCAGCUCAUCAUGAUCAUGAACAAGACUUUAUUCAUCGCUGCCAGGGAUCACAUAUACACAGUGGACAUGGACACCGCCGUGAAUGACGAGAUCUUUUUCACUAAGAAAUUGACAUGGAAGUCCAGGCAGGGUGACGUGGACACGUGUCGAAUGAAAGGGAAGCACAAGGACGAGUGUCACAAUUUCAUCAAAGUCCUCCUGCAGCAAAACGACGACGCCCUGUUUGUUUGCGGGACAAACGCGUUCAACCCCUUGUGUCGAACGUACAAGAUGGACACCUUGGAAGCUCUCGGAGAGGAGAUCAGCGGGAUGGCUCGCUGCCCUUAUGAUGCCAAGCAUGCCAACGUUGCCCUCUUUGCUGACGGCAAGCUGUACUCGGCCACGGUCACCGACUUUCUGGCCAUUGAUGCGGUCAUCUAUCGUAGCCUUGGAGACAGCCCGACACUGCGUACGGUUAAACAUGACUCCAAGUGGUUAAAAGAGCCCUACUUUGUGCAGGCAGUCAAUUACGGCGACUUCAUCUAUUUCUUCUUCAGGGAAAUUGCCAUGGAGUACAACACGAUGGGAAAGCUGGUGUUUCCUCGGGUGGCGAGGGUUUGCAAGAAUGACAGAGGCGGUUCACCCCGCGUCCUGGAGAAGCAAUGGACAUCAUUCCUCAAAUCCCGCCUGAACUGCUCCAUUCCCGGCGACUCCCAUUUCUACUUCAACAUCCUCCAGGCGGUGACUGACGUCAUUCACAUCAACGGGAGGGAUGUUGUGAUGGCCACUUUCUCCACGCCGUACAACAGCAUUCCAGGCUCGGCCGUAUGCGCCUAUGACAUGGCGGAGGUGGCCAACGCGUUCACCGGGCGCUUCAAAGAGCAAAAAUCCCCAGACUCCACCUGGACGCCUUUUCCCGAAGAGAGGGUUCCCAAACCAAGGCCUGGCAGCUGCGCCGGCAGUCCAUCUAUGGAGAGGUACAAGGUCUCCAAUGAGUUCCCCGAUGACACGCUUAACUUUAUCAAGAUGCAUCCCCUGAUGGAUGAGGCCGUGCCCUCCAUCGCCAACCGGCCCUGGUUCCUCAAAACCAUGGUUCGCUAUCGCUUGACCCGCAUUGUGGUGGACAGCGAAGCGGGCCCCCAUAAGAACCACACCGUGGUCUUCCUGGGAUCUGAGAAAGGCAUUAUCCUCAAAUUCCUCGCAAAGAUGAACAACGGCUUCCUGAACGACAGCUUGUUCCUGGAGGAACUCAACGUCUACAAUCCCGACAAGUGCAAUAUAGACGGCGUGGAAGACAAGCGCAUCGUCGGCAUUCAGAUGGACGCCAAGGGUCACGCCCUGUGGGUGGCGUUCACUUCCUGUGUGGUUAAAGUGCCUCUGUCUCGCUGCGAAAGACACGGAAGAUGCAAGAAGUCCUGUAUCGCCUCCAGGGACCCUUACUGUGGUUGGGUGUCGGAAGGAGCAUGCAGACAAGUGAUUGACAGCAAAUCCGCCUUUGAGCAGGACGUGGAGCAUGGUAACACAGAUGGCCUGGGAGACUGCCAAAAUACCUUCGUGGCACUGAAUGACAUUCCUUCCGGUUAUAAAGGCCGCCGUCACCACCAUCACUACCACACCCUGUCACUCCCCACGCCGGCCCUACCCGAGGCCGCCGAGGGCCCCCUGGGCCGGGGCCGCAUGGUGGAGCAUAAGGUGCCCCCCAUGAGUUCAGACACGGGAGAGGAGCCCUACAUGGCCGUACCCUCUCAGACUCAGCCCGAAGUCGAUGGCGUGAUCCGCGAGAGCUACCAGAAGGGUCGCGACCAGCUGGUUCCCGUCACCCUGUUGGCCAUCGCCGUCAUCCUGGCGUUUGCCAUGGGCGCCAUCUUUUCCGGCAUCAUUGUUUACUGCGUUUGCGACCACCGGCGGCGAGACUUGGACCUGCCCGGCCGCAAGGACAAGGACAAUCACCACCUGCACUCUCGCCGGGGCUCCAUGAACAGCGUGACCAAACUGACGGGUCUGUUUGAGACGCAGGCCAAAGACGGCCGACCCGAGGCCAUUCUGACGCCUUUGAUGCACAACGGGCGACUCACGCCCAACGGAAAGAUGCUCAUCAAAGCCGACCAGCACCACCUGGACCUCACCGCUCUGCCGACGCCCGAGUCCACACCCAUGCAGCCGCGCCGCAAGCCCAGCCGGGGCAGCCGCGAGUGGGAACGUAACCAGAACCUCAUCAACGCUUGCACCAAGGACAUGGCGUCCAUAGGCUCCCCUGUCAUCUCGGACCUGCCCUUGAGGGCGUCCCCGGGACACAUCCCCAGCGUGGUGGUGCUGCCUCUGCCGCAGCACCAGCACCAGCUCCCCCCUCACCUGCAGCAGUCCUACCAGCACGAGUACGUCGAGCAGCCGCACCCCAGCGACCUCGGCGUGAGCCUCGUGGACGACCAGGGCGCCACCCUGGAGUACAAGACGGUGAAGAACGGCCACCACAAUCUCACCAUGGUGGGUCCGGACGGGGUGCUGCCGCCCCGUGUGCCCCAACGGGAAGCUUCGCUCACCAUCCCGCCGGCGGUGCCGCAAAUGGGCAAGCGCCUCGAGGUGCACUCGUCCGUCUACGGCCUCCGGAAAGGCUCGUCAUCUUCCGCCUCGGGCUCGUCCGGCCUCAAGAAGCACAACACCAACUCGUCCAACUCCUCCCAUUUGGCGAGGCACCAGAGCUUCAACCGCGUGGAGACACCACCCCCCGCGCCCCAGCGGGUGGACUCUAUACAAAUGACAGCGCAGGGCAUAUCUCUGUCGCGGCAGCCAGGCAUGAGCUCCUACGGUUCGCUGCCCCGUGGAGGCAUCAAGCACCUCAAGCCCGACGUCCCCCCAAAACCGUCCAUUGUGUCGCUUUCCACAAAGGUGAAGUCCAGCGACGGCUGCACAUAGUCUGACGGGGGUCUUUCGGACUACGCGAUAAUUUUUUUGUUUGGGUGUACAGUACGGUUGGUCAUGUGACACAGUUUUUUUAAGAAAACCCUUUCUUUUAUACAAACGUGUAAAUAACAACAAGCGGGGUGGAACAAUUGCUACAGAGACAAGAGGACACCCCGACAAUUUGAUCUGUGUAGCAUGGACAAGUGGGGGCUUUCUUGAUCUCUACCAGGACAAAAUGGAUUCAGGUGGGCAAGGGGGAACCGGGUGGGGUUUUUUGAGUGUACAGUACAUUUAGGGCCCGCUGACCCGAAGACUGGAAAUACGCUUCAGCUGCCUGUUGGAAUACUGUGAAAAGCCUCCAAGUGUUACAGCAAUCAAACCGCCGCCUGGACUGGCCCGGACCAGAAAAAUCCUCCCGUUUCACUGAACACUUGACUGCUAAUACUAAUAGCGCGUUGUAUUUAUUUUUUAUGAAGUGCUUUUGAAGAGAAAAAAAAAAAGACUUUGUAGGAUCAUCAAUGAGAGAGGGCAGAAAGAUCUUUUUAAUAUGAAUUAAUCAAGUGUGAUUGAAAAAAAAAAUACAACAACACAUAUUUAAAGUCAUUAAACUGGAGCCAGUAGAUUUUUUUUUCUUAAUGACUUAAAGGUGAGGAAGAGAAGAUAUUUAUUUACAGUGUGCCACAACGGACUUUUACUGUCAUAGACCAUUUAAUUUAAAAGGAAUAUUUCCCCUUUUCCAUCCAUGUGCGUGUGUGUGCUUACGUGUGAGAGAGAGAGUCAGUAACGCCGCUCCUGAUUGGCUAUGUCAUAUCAAGAAUCUUUUUUUAAACCCCUCCCCACAUGUAAAUUUGUGCCUUACACCCUCAAGUAGUAACAAUGUUUUCUUCGAUAGUUGUUAACUUGUAGUGUUUUUACUUUUUCUUACGUCAUGUUUCCCUGAUUUGAUAAAAAUUCAAUUAAAGAAUGUAGAUGUUAUUGUUGUAAUUCUGCUCCCCUACACACACAACCACAAACAUCUAUGUUGUCAACUGUGCCAUAAAUGAGCUUUUGUUUUGUGUGUCCACCGCGACGUCAUUGUUGUCGUGUUUUUCCACAUUUGUGUUUUCUACAAUUGUACAAUUGUAAGGCGGUGGCACGACCGAUUGACUGACACAUUUGUUACGCGAGUGCACUGCUAGCAGUUAGCAUAGCGUUAGCAACCCGAGCUAACCUGGUAGUGACACUAAACGGGGCUUCUUGAGUCACAUUAAACAGGCUGGUUCCUGUGAAGACAAUGAAAAAAAACGUGACCUAAUAAUAAUACAACGCCCCAUUUUGUAAGGCGAGUUUGUAGUGCAAAGUUAACUAAUCUACCCUUACGUUAUCUGUCAUUUUUUGAGCUGUCCCCACACUUAAAUCAACAAAGCACUCUUUUAGUGUUAUCUGUGUAGAUAGGUGAAUGUUUUAUUGAACUGUUAUUUUUUUCCCCCAAAGCCAAUUUUGUCUCAAAUCGCAACCCACUUGAGAAAGACUUGGGACUAGUGAUGCUGCAUUCAAGGCUGCUGGAAAUUUGGAUUGAAAGGUGGCCUGUGACUAUGCUAAGACAGUCUAUGAUUUGUUUGUUUCCUUCUUUAAAAAUACAUUUGACCCAAAAGCGCUUGCGGUUGGUUGAUGACCAGCCCAAAGUCUUCUGGAAUAAGCUCCUGCUCCUAAAUGCAGUAUGCUACAGCUUUGCAGGUUCCUGUGCCCCCCUGACAAGAACCAUCAAGUCAAAAAUGUUUCAAGUGGUCACAAGCAGAAUGUGACAACUCGAGGAUGUGCUCAUGUGCACAUUCUGUGUUAAGUUUUUGAAUCUAGUUUAUGAGGUCCAAUCGGCCAGUGAGGUUCUCUGGUGUGUGUGUGCCUUGUCGUCUCUCUCCCAUCCCCCGAUAACACGCAAAGCGCAGUGACCGGACGAUGACGUGACCUUUGUGAGCUUGUAAAAUAUUGUGACGUCACACGUUUUUUGCCCUGUUUUUCCACCUCCUUAACAUCUGAUUCACAACUUAAUGUAUGUUGUAAAGGAAUAAAAAAAGACUUUAAUUUAAUGCAAAAUGUAAUUUAAAAAGAAGAAAAAAAAUAAAUUCUUGUCAUGAAGUCCUUGA
This is a messenger RNA of Syngnathus acus (greater pipefish), 5669 nucleotides long. It is a transcript of the gene sema6a, whose product is annotated as sema domain, transmembrane domain (TM), and cytoplasmic domain, (semaphorin) 6A. Gene Ontology annotation, molecular function: chemorepellent activity; semaphorin receptor binding. NCBI's taxonomy places the organism in Eukaryota, Metazoa, Chordata, Actinopteri, Syngnathiformes, Syngnathidae. Gene Ontology annotation, biological process: neural crest cell migration; semaphorin-plexin signaling pathway; negative chemotaxis. The record is from RefSeq and is a predicted model, not a curated record. The coding region runs from base 493 to 3558 and encodes 1021 amino acids. The transcript is spliced from 20 exons.